AUGUCUGGGAUCGCAAGUGCGACUGGUCUCCUGUCCGCGCGAAUUCAGCCGAUUCGCAGACCGAAGCCUAAGAGCGUGGAAUUAUCAGGUUGUACCCGAGCAGCCCCGUUCGCCCUUCGACCGUUUGCCGGCCUCUUUAAUCCUUAUCCUUACGGUUGCUCAGUGUUGUGCAACCAUCCAGCGGAUUGCGAAGCAAAGGAGGUGGUUCAACGCGCUAAGGACACAUGGGCGACCGAAGGGAAAGCACUUUUGCUGCCGGAGGAGAUGGAAAUGAUACGGACGAGCCUAUUAGCGGUGGGUGCAGGCGGUGGUGGCGAGACUGCAGCUGGAAAUGUCGGAGGUGGCGACGAUGGUUAUAAUACUGAGAUGACCGCUUCGGCGGUGCCCGAGGAGCUCUUCCGGAAAUACACGGAAACCGAUUCGCGACCUUUGACCCCGGCGCCCACGCUUGCUAGCGGACCAACGGCAUUAACUGGUCGCGCAGCCCAGGAAGAUUUGCCGGCGACCUGCAACCCGCGCGAGCGCACCACCCUAGUUCUGGAUCUCCGAACGACCUCGCAGAACCAGCAGGAAAACGAAACGUUCAGCUGGCAUGCUCUUACGCUCGAACUACCACCAACACCUCGGAAAAGCGAAAUAUUUAUCUGUAAGCCGACCUUACGAUCACAACAUUCAUUAACGAUAUCUGUGCCACCUCCUUCGUCACUUUCCUCGCCUAUUGCUGAAAAAUGUGAAAUGAGUUCAUCCCGAAACGUGGAAGAAGAAGUCGAUAGCGACAACGAGCAGCAACCAACAAUUAUACGAAGACGGGGAAAGCGAUUACGUAAAAGAAAGUGUAGGAGAGGCUCGACUUACGGCCAGCAAACGGAAGUUCGUGAUCCGCUCGAGCCCACGGUAACACAGGUUUCGCAGAUCGGAAACGGAUCACGGCGAUCGUCGCUUCACGUAAACGAUGGCGAGGUCGAUGGCUCGACAUCUCCCAAGAGAACGUCCGCACAGGUAACAAGUCAUACGAUGCCUCCGAGUUUUCUCGAACCAGAUAUAUUGAAGCAUUUGUGCAGAGAGCUGGAUCGUGACAAAGUGGAGGCGGAAUUCUCAAUCAAGAGACGAAUCGCCUUAGAAGAAGCGUUACGAGUGAAAGGCGAUGCAUAUACUUUGCGAGGAUCUCGUCAAACCAGUGCCAGUUUAUCGGUGGAAAACGCUCUUCGGAUAUUCUCCCGUCAAGCGGCGCGAUUUGAAUUGCUUGAUAGUCAAAGUCUUUGUGAUUUAACGUCACUUCAGUACCUCAGUAAACACGCCUACGUCACGUCGGGAAGAAAACUGAUAUUCGGUCGAAUAUUUAAUAAAUUUAUCGAGGAGGCGUUGCAUAGUGCACGGCACAUUUCACCGAGCGAUAUUGAAGAAGCUCUUGGGGAAGUGGUUGGGAAGGCAUUGACGGAUGAGCAGCGAUCUUAUAUAAAGUCUGUGAUAGGAGAUAUAACUCAGCCGCUAGGAUUUAGGGAAUGGUGCGGAUUAUGCGCCGCUGUCGAAAGGCUGCUGUGUCCUUUGCCACCGAGGGAGAGCGAUCCGCCAACGUGGCUCGAAAGAACAGACUUCGAAGCUCUGGAACGAAGACUCAAGUCAGCCGGAUCGGUAGAUUUCACAUUAGCAUUGUUGUUGAAGGAGAUUCGUGAUAGAUAGAAUAUAACGUGUUUCUUAUCAUAUACUCUCAUAUAUAUACUCUC
Molecule: messenger RNA, 1724 nt
Organism: Atta colombica
Lineage: Eukaryota; Metazoa; Arthropoda; Insecta; Hymenoptera; Formicidae
Exons: 8
Coding region: 1-1680 (559 amino acids)
Source: RefSeq, a predicted model, not a curated record